Molecule: messenger RNA, 1026 nt
Organism: Caenorhabditis remanei
Lineage: Eukaryota; Metazoa; Nematoda; Chromadorea; Rhabditida; Rhabditidae
Exons: 10
Coding region: 1-1026 (341 amino acids)
Source: RefSeq, a predicted model, not a curated record
AUGAACGAAAAAAAGCCGGAUUUGUUUAUGCAAGAUUUGGAAGAAGAAGAAGAACAAUUCUAUGAAACAAUCGACCCAGCACAACCAUCGACUUCAAAUCGUUAUAUGCACGAAAAGUUCCACUACGCCGUCGCAGUGCCAUCACCGCCGACUUCAUCGAAAAAUCGUCUGAGAGCCCAGCGACAGACAUCGAAAGCAGUUGCAGAGGCGGCUAUCAAGAAUGGAAUGCAAACUGUCGAUAGGUCCGGUUCGAGUUUCGUCGUUCCCAUCACAAUGCAAGCACAUCCAACACAAUUAAACGAUAGAAUAUUGGCAGAGAAAGACGAUAUUUUGAGCCAAAGCACAGCAUUCCCAUAUUGUUGUUACUGUCACUCGAUUUUCAAAACGUGGAGAGGAUUCGAGUAUCACGUGCUACAAGUUCAUUUAAAAUACCGCCCAUUCCGUUGUUUUCAUUGUCAGAAAGAGAGUUUCUACACAGAAGAAGAAGGACGAUUCCAUUCGAGUACUUGUCAUCCAAAUGAGGAUAUUACGCUCGUCAAGGAGUUCAAAGCCGCGAAAGAAACCGAAGCACAAGAGGCAUUCAAGAGCAUUUUCCUUAUGUGUAGAGAUGGACCAGAAGUUACACGAGAAAGAGUGUUCCAAUGGGAGCAGGAGGCGUUUCAACAAGUAAUGAAAUUUCAUUAUUUAAAGUUCAAAAGACCAAUUGUAGUGACCAAAAAAUUACCGACAAUGUCCCGUGAGUCUCAAACUGAAAUGGUGAAUAUUCGAAUGAUGAUUCCGCCACUUAUCAGCCAUGAACACCAGACUCCGCCCAUUUUUCAAACCCCGCCCCCUCAGAAUAUAUCAUUGGGAGGACCAUCGACGUAUGUAUAUCAGGGAUAUCAUCAAAUGACGUCACAGCCACGUCAUCAAGUCAUUGGAAGACCGAGAAGAUCCACUGCAACACAACAUGAUGAGGAUCCAAGUGAUAGGGACAAGAGAGUCGCCGCCCUGAUGCUCGCUGUCACGUCAUCGAAUAAUCGAUAA